Aspergillus campestris IBT 28561 is the source of this 1041-nucleotide messenger RNA. RefSeq names its product DUF3712 domain-containing protein. The transcript is spliced from 4 exons. Gene Ontology annotation, cellular component: fungal-type vacuole membrane. Bases 1 to 1041 code for a protein of 346 amino acids. NCBI's taxonomy places the organism in Eukaryota, Fungi, Ascomycota, Eurotiomycetes, Eurotiales, Aspergillaceae. The record is from RefSeq and is a predicted model, not a curated record.
AUGUCGAAAUCCGACAUCGAACACAGCAGCUCAGGGGCCAACCCUGAAGCAGCGACGACAACCGACCCCGCCAAGCCGACGCUCUUCCAGCGAUUCAAGACACACAUGAAGCGAUGGUGGUGGGUGUACCUGAUCGCAUUCUGCGUCGUCAUCCUCGUCGUCGUCCUCCCCGUCAUCUACGUCGGCGUCCCCAACUUUGCCAGCAAAUACAUCAACGACUACGAGUACGACUACUCGGGUCUGGAAAUUACCAACCCGCGUCCGGACGCGUUCCACGUGCGCCAGAAGAAGCAGCUCUCCAUGGGCGGUGGGUUCAGCGGCAGUGGGUAUCUGAGCCCGUUUGACGCCGAUAUAAAGAUGCCUGAUACGGGGGAGACGUUUGCUGUGUUCCCUGUGCAGCGGAUUGCGUUUGACGGUGGGGCGGAGCUGGAUAUCGAUCAGGAUCUGCAUCUGGAUUGUGUGGAGUGUUUGGGGAGGCUGGCUGUGCAGGCUGCGACGAAUGAGGAUCUCUCGGUUUUGGUGACUGGGAAGCCGGAUUUGAAGUUUGGGGCGCUGCCGACGGCGCAUUUAGAUAUUCGGAAGACGAUGAAGAUGAAGGGCUACGAUGUACAAAAAUUCGUCAACACCCCAGGCAGCUUCAACGUCACCAGUGUCAAUCUCCUGAAACCCCCGACCAAAGAAGGCUACAACGUCAACGCCACGAUCGCGCUCAAGAACCCGACUCCUUUCUCCGUCGAGAUGGGCUCCGUCAGUUUCAAUCUCUCCAUGGGAGGCUCCGACCUGGGCUAUAUCGACGUCCCCGAUCUCACCCUCAAGCAACCCAGCAGUGAGAUUGUCAUGUUGGGCGACCUGGACAUGGACUUGCUCAUCCAGCAGGGCAUCUUCGGGGACGGCGAUGGCCUGGGCGAGGUCACUAUCGACGUUCAAGGCACUCGCUGCGAGUACAACGGGGAGGAGAUCCCGUACUUUGCACCUGCGAUUAAGGCGAUUAAGGCGAGUGCGCAUAUUAAUCUGAUGGAUUAUGCGUCGAGUUUGAUGUAA